AUCGCUGACGGAAUUGAAGGCGAAGCAAUUAACAUACUCUGGUCAAAUGAAGACAACUACUGUCAAGCUUAAGAGGAAAUCGUCAGCUUCUGCGCUCAAGAGUUUGCUCCAUCCACACAAGGAAGUCAAGAGGCAAAACGUUAAGUCAUCGAUACUCUGUCAAGCUGAGGAGCUUCGCUCUAGAUUAGCGGUUCAAUAUCCUAGCUUUAUAAAAACAAUGGUGAAGUCCCACGUUGCUAGCUGUUUUUGGAUGGGGCUUCCUCUUUCUUUUUGCAAGGCGAAUAUGCCACAAAAGGAUACUUUAUUUAACUUGGAAGUUGAAAAUGGUAAGCAGUACCAUGCAAAAUAUCUUGCUAGAAAGUCGGCAUUAAGUGGUGGGUGGAGAGGAUUUUCUAUAGCUGAAAAACUGGUAGAAGGUGAUGUCCUGGUAUUCCAACUAGUAAAGUCUACCAGAUUUAAGCUGUACAUACUUAGGAAAAGUAACCUGACCAAGAAUGAUAAAUCUCGUGUCAUACAAAGUCUCCCAACUGAAGUUACACGAAGUGGUCAAGAAGUGGGCACCCUUGAGCAUGCUAUUGAAACAAAUCGACCAUCUUCUCUGUCUGAAGGAGCUCAAGAUAAAGUCCAAGUGUUUCUCUCUGAAGAUGAUCCUUGUAUUAUUCAGCAGGCAGAUAAAAUAGAAAAAGAGAGAUCUGUAAAUCCUGGAAAUUCCGAACAUGUUUUGCUAUCUGAUUCCUUUGUUGUUGAUAGUGGUAUUGCAAGCUUUGAGGAGUUCCAAACAGUAAUUGAUGAUUUGCUGAAGAAAAAGUAUGACCUUCCUCAUGAUAUCAAGCAAAGCUAUUACCAACUUUGUUGCAGCCAGGACACAUUGCUUCAUAUCAAUCUCCUGAAAGGCAUUAAUCCUGUCUUGAUUGCUGGAAGCAUCAUUGAGACUGUCAAUGUUGCUGCUGUGAUAAAAAGCUGUAAGCUCCAUAACUUUAAGGAUGAAUUUUCUAUAUGGGAUGAAAAACUAAAGUCCCUCAAAAUUCUUGGGAUGAAAGUCGGAUUUUUGCGCAGUCAUCUAGACCGACUUCAAAGGAUUGCCUCUGACUCUGAGGCUGCCAAGAACAAGCAGCAAUAUCAGAACCUAUGUGCAGAGCAGGAUGUCUCUGAAAGUAAGAUUAAAGAUCUUGAAGCAAAACUUAGCGAGGUGCUUCGGGUUUUUGACAAGCGUUCUGGUGAUAUUGAGGAGCUGAAAUUGAAGAUUGAGAAUCACAAGUUCAGGUUUCAGAAACAGGUCAGUGUUCAAUGGUGGUGAUACUUUCUUAUCUCUUGUAUAUACUCGUACUAGUUAUAUAUACCUGUUAUGUCAUUAUGUGCAGUCAAUCUCCUUUUGUAUGUCUUGCAUAUGUAUAGCCAAGGCAAUUUUGCAUUUUGGUAACAUCAGUGCCUUGGUUUACCAAGGAAGCUUUUGUAAGUAGGGUCUCUAGGAUAUACGAAGCAUGUGCAAGAUAUUGGCUUAUUGUAUGAAAACAAAAUAGAACUAGCGGUUUAUAAGUGAUUUGAUAAUAAUAUUGCAAUACAGAAUACUAGAAUAGAUAACUAUGGAAUAGCUGAAAUUGGUUAAAUUACUUUGUCGUAAGGAACCUACAUAUUUGCAGUGGCUUAGCAUCUGUUAGCUUUUGGGGGAAUUUUUUAUUUGAACCUGUAGAACUCUUCAGUAACUGAAGUGGUACUUCUGGUUGAUCUGAGAUGUGUAAUAUAGUAUUUGGUUGAACGUAUUUGAGGUUAAAGAACUGCACUUGGCUGUAUACUAAGGGACUUUAUCUUGUAUUCUAGGAGUGUGAUCUCAUUCAAGCAUAGUUUCGACAGCAAACUUAAGAAGUCAAGAGACCGUGAGGGUAACAUGCUUCUGAGUAUUAUUAAGGUUUAUUUGACUAAACUAAUUAAAAAAAAUUCUAGUCUAAAUCCAUCAAGCUUUGCUGAAUGUAGAUCUAGUAAUAUUGACUCCUAUUAUACUCAAAACUGGGUUUUCCGAUUUGGACUGGUCGAAUUUGAUCUAGACCCAAAAUCUAACUACUACAAACCUGAUCAAUAUUUCUAAAUAAGACUUAUUUAGCUAUAGACUCGAGUUGAACUGUUGAAGAAUAAGGUUAGCUUAUAUUUUUGGACGUUUUCUGUGGUAGUUAUCAU
This is a messenger RNA of Chenopodium quinoa (quinoa), 2172 nucleotides long. RefSeq names its product B3 domain-containing protein Os01g0234100-like. Gene Ontology annotation, molecular function: DNA binding. NCBI's taxonomy places the organism in Eukaryota, Viridiplantae, Streptophyta, Magnoliopsida, Caryophyllales, Amaranthaceae. The record is from RefSeq and is a predicted model, not a curated record. The transcript is spliced from 7 exons. The coding region runs from base 47 to 1297 and encodes 416 amino acids.